ACUUGUAAAUCGCAAACCCUAUUUUUGUUGAAGUUGCAGUUCUAUUCUCGUACCGUCUGGUUGUGCUGUAGAAGUCAUUUUCACGUGAUAUCAAAGAAGCUCAUCUGGACAGGACCAGCCGCAUCCAACCUGAUCACUACAACCUUCUAUACUUGAUCUACCGCAAGCCGUCGCCAUGGGUUCCGUCGUCCUGCCCCAUCUGCACACUGCAUGGCACGUUGACCAGGCCAUCCUCAGCGAGGAAGAUCGUCUUGUGGUCAUCCGAUUCGGUCGUGACCAUGACGUCGACUGUAUGCGCCAGGAUGAAGUGCUCUUCAAAAUCGCCGAGCGAGUCAAGAACUUCGCCGUGAUUUACCUCUGCGACAUCGACGAGGUGCCUGAAUUCAACACCAUGUACGAACUGUUCGAUCCGAUGACCAUCAUGUUCUUCUACCGAAACAAACAUAUGAUGUGUGAUUUCGGAACCGGAAACAACAAUAAAUUGAACUGGGUGCUCGAAGACAAGCAGGAGCUGAUCGAUAUCAUCGAGACGAUCUACAAGGGUGCCAAGAAGGGACGUGGUCUGGUGGUUAGUCCGAAGGGUGAGUAUUCGAUCUCCUUUUUCCACUUGUUAUUGGGGAGAUAUCCGGACGCUAAUCGAGGUGUAGAUUAUUCGACGAGGUAUCGCUACUAG
Messenger RNA from Aspergillus melleus, 673 nucleotides. Its product is annotated as DIM1 family thioredoxin-like protein. The record is from RefSeq and is a predicted model, not a curated record. Gene Ontology annotation, cellular component: spliceosomal complex; U4/U6 x U5 tri-snRNP complex; U5 snRNP. The transcript is spliced from 5 exons. Lineage: Eukaryota; Fungi; Ascomycota; Eurotiomycetes; Eurotiales; Aspergillaceae. Gene Ontology annotation, biological process: mRNA splicing, via spliceosome. Bases 176 to 673 code for a protein of 165 amino acids.